Molecule: messenger RNA, 563 nt
Organism: Spodoptera littoralis (African cotton leafworm)
Lineage: Eukaryota; Metazoa; Arthropoda; Insecta; Lepidoptera; Noctuidae
Source: the annotation of a GenBank genome assembly
GUUUGAAAAUGAUACGCGUUUACUGCAUAUUUCUCGGACUCAUCUUAUCAGAAAUGGCCACAGCCAGGCCAAAUACGCCUACAUACCCGAAAAUAAGCGAAUACUCACAAAAACAAAAAUCAACUAGAAAAUCAAGUGAUACCAUAGAUUCAUCUAAGGAAAACUCCUUGGAGAGCGUCGUUCUAGCCAUAGACACAGGUGUCAAAAACUUUAUGGCGGGAAAAACGAAACCUGGCGUUGUUGACGAUAUUGCGAAGCAAUUAUUGAAAUUUGCCAAAAAUAGCGAUAAACCUGUUUACAAACGAUCUGGAACUGCUGGACAAGACUAUAAUAUUAAACCGGAGAUAAUACACUUCCGUAGCAGCGACAAGCCGUCAGUCAUGUUCGAAAUUAAUUCUAAAUCAAUAAUAAAUGUUUUAAAAAAUCUUUUGCAAUCGAAAUCAGUGCAUAAAUACAUGGAUAAGUUCACAAAAGAGGCUGCAGUUAUAUAUCGCGCCGCAAAAGAAGAAUACGAUAAGUCUCAAGCGAAGCAGAUGCGAAAUAUAGAAUAAAACAAUAAAGAU